UCAUCCUCGGAUGAUCACCCCAAUCAUACUCGAUUAACCAACGCCAGCAUAUACAACAUGAACGAUGAGCCUGAGCGGAUAGAUACAGCAGAGGCUGAUGAAAGCCCCUCACCAUCGGAGGAAGGCAUGAUGGUUAGCAGUAGAGUAUCACAAGUCGUCGAUAGACUAGUAUCUCAACUCAGAGAGGCUCAGCAAAGUCGUCUACGUGUUGAGUCCUUGCUUGAGGAGUAUGAGAAUGAACUCGAGUUGCGACGGGCUGAGGCAGCUAGACCCUACUUCGCUGAGAUUCUUCGGUGUCGUUGGCCAUUUAGUGGGUCCACAUUGGCAGCAUCGACCGGCAACCGCCAUACCACACAUGCUUCCGAGUUACGGAAUCUCAUGAACCUGAGGGAUCUCGAAGUGGGAAUGGUUCGGGACAGACCGAGUGGCCGACUCAGUGCGAGUUCGAGUCGAAGCGAGGAAAGCGGAUGAAACCCCCUCCAUGUGCUCUUUGUUGUUGUUAUUGCGCAUCCCCUCACCCCUUUCAGACGUCUUU
This is a messenger RNA of Perkinsus marinus ATCC 50983, 535 nucleotides long. RefSeq lists its product as hypothetical. The annotation marks the transcript as partial. The transcript has 4 exons. Lineage: Eukaryota; Perkinsozoa; Perkinsida; Perkinsidae. The record is from RefSeq and is a predicted model, not a curated record.